This is a messenger RNA of Sungouiella intermedia, 555 nucleotides long. Lineage: Eukaryota; Fungi; Ascomycota; Pichiomycetes; Serinales; Metschnikowiaceae. The record is from the annotation of a GenBank genome assembly.
AUGGAGCCUGGCGAAAGACAUCACAACUAUGAAAUACAAUACGAGAAGCAACCUAGAGCAAGUACAGGUGAACAAACUGCUAGAAAGUCGUUGAAGAGUGUGGAUUUUGCCAGUGAUGAAGAGUCCCAAGGAUCGUUCCAUUCAGAUAAUGUCAGUACGGUUCCAUUAAAGCUGAUUGUGUCACACAGUUCCACCACCAAUCCCCUGUCGAUUUUAAGUGGCGAGCCACAGAAUGACAACUCAUCAUACGUUGCAUCUACAGCAGAUACUUCAUUAGCUCCAAGUAUGCACGGCUCGCUACUGCCAGGUGUCCAUGGACUGAGUCGAGAGGCGACAGCGACGAGAGAGCGAGACAGAGAACGUGAUAGAGACAGAGAGAGGGAAAGAGAUCGGGACAGCGAGUCCAUAGUGACGUUGGCCAGUCUGUCACGAAGAAUGAGGAGAAGAAGCAUCGACACCAAUGGUAGCAUGGCGGGGAUUGCACCUGCCAGCAUUAUGGAGCGGUUGACGGUGAAUCCUAUGUCGCCCGGCUCUGAUGAAGUGGAGCAGAAUUAG